AUGAGCGAUCGUCUGCAAAACCCAACCCAAUCACUCGACGAUAAUGACCUCACUCAUCCCUCGGAUUGGCCUUCAGAGCUCUCUGGUUUCUAUGCACUCGACGAUUCGUUUCGGUGUACGAUAUGUAAGGACUUCUACCGAGCUGCAAUGUCUCUACCCUGCUCCCAUACCUUUUGUUCCCUUUGCCUUCGCAGCCACUUGGCACAUACCAUGGAGUGUCCUACCUGCAGAAUAACGGUUCAAGGUCUGGCGGAUAUGAAACCGAACAGAGCCCUUGACGAUAGUGUCAUGCACUUUAGCCGUUGUCGUUCUCUGCACUUGCCUUUCCUAUCGUCACUGUUGUCAUCCAGGGUUUGUCCUGUACCAGUAACUCGUGCUGAUACCCACUCGGCAACGGAUACUGUCGAUGACCCUGCUACCAACGUCAAUAAUCAACGUGAGUCCUCAGAUGCGCAUGGUAUACGCGAUCCUGCGAGUGGUUCUCGCCGCUACGACACGCGAUUCGCAAAAGGCAGAGAGCUCACAGACGCCUCUAAACCUCGGGGAUCCUCAUCCCUUGGCCAGCUAUCACAGUUGCAGCCACUGGGAGACACGCCGGUCAUCUGUCCUUUAUGCCUCAAUGCAACAAAGGCAAGAGAUUUGGAUCGACAUAUAGAUAGCGGUUGCACGUCGUUUGCAACGCGGACAGAGGAACCAAGUGUUCAAUCUUGGUCGGCGUCUACUAUAAAUAGAAGAAAUUCCCGGCGGCCAAAAGCAUCUGUUCCGUAUUCACUUUGUAGCGAAUCUAAACUGCGUAAGCUACUGCGGGAUGAUGGUCUUCCAUCUAGUGGAGAUAGGUCUACUCUGAUUAAACGACACGCGGAGUGGGUGAAGCGAUACAAUGCAAAUUUGGAUCAUCCACAACCAAAGAGUGACUUUCAAGUAUCCCGCGAGCUGGCAGAGUGGGAGAAGGCAAUGGCCAGUACCCCUCCUACCCCAUUCACCAGUAUUCCGGGGCAUGAAGUGACUGUAGAAACCGAAGAAGAAAAAAGAAAACAUCACGAGCGGUAUAAAGCGGAAUAUGAAAGAAUGAUAGUAGGGUUAAAGAAGAGAAAGCGGGCAGAAGAGUCCUCAACACCUAGUGACAGCACACAUCAGGUUACAGAUGAUCAAGUAUACCAUUUAUGA
This is a messenger RNA of Spizellomyces punctatus DAOM BR117, 1167 nucleotides long. Its product is annotated as DNA repair protein rad18. Bases 1 to 1167 code for a protein of 388 amino acids. The transcript is spliced from 6 exons. Gene Ontology annotation, molecular function: ubiquitin protein ligase activity; single-stranded DNA binding. The record is from RefSeq and is a predicted model, not a curated record. Gene Ontology annotation, biological process: protein monoubiquitination; DNA damage tolerance. Gene Ontology annotation, cellular component: nucleus; Rad6-Rad18 complex. Lineage: Eukaryota; Fungi; Chytridiomycota; Chytridiomycetes; Spizellomycetales; Spizellomycetaceae.